CAAUCCGUUCCUCUUUUCAGUCAGGUGGUGACCGAAAGACUGACGCUUUGGGCAUAAUCAAAAAGGAAUAAGCAAAAGUCCUGUUUCUGGUUUGAUUGCGCGCAUAUGUUCAAUGCAAAUGGAAUUUCCCAAGGCAAUUCUCGUCGUCAGUCGCGCAAAAGAGAAGAGCCGUCGUUAAUUAUGGGUUACAGAUUCCUCGGUUGUAUACAAAGGAAGAAGCUGGAUCCACCAUGCUCACUGAUAUAACUUCCGCACUCAUAACCCCGGCUGACAUCUGCUCUGAGCUGACGGGAGAAAUAAACUUCAUUCUUUUUUGUACGUCUUUGUACUGGUCCUUAAGCCGACGAAAAAUUACAAUUUUGUCAACCAGAGCUUAUAUUUGACACACUUUAAAACAGGGAUGUGAAAAUAUUGUCAUAAACUUUGUGAACUAGUCAAAGUCUAGUAAUAACCGUGACCUGGAAUACAAUACACUUUAUCUCAAAUUUUUGUUGAUAAAAUCGUUAGUUUUUCACAACAUCGAACAUCCGAUUAUCUUGAACGGAAUUGCAAAGUCCUCAAUAAACUUGCGCGUAUGCAAAUUCAGAGUAGUUGUUCAUGCGAAGUGUUUACUUUUGUUGGUUGAAUCAGACACCGGAACAAAAGGCCCGUACCCAGCUGACUAAAUGUGAGAAGGAAUGAACUCUGAAAAGCUUGUUAAUGGCUCUUUGAUACAAUACAUGUCAUUCUACACGCGUGCUCAGAGUAACACAAGACAAACUAUGUCAAUAUACCAAAUCCCACUGACAAAACAUGAUGUUGGUCGUGAUGGGAUGUUGUUGGUCGUUGAAGCUAUUUCGGUUGACAAACAAUGUCCGUGGAUUCAAGAAGUGUUUUUAAGGGUGAUGUGCUCCAAAAUAGGAAAUCACUUCACACUGAAGAUUUACACCAUCACUGGAUGUCUACAACUAAACUGCGUAUGACACUGGUAGGCCUAAAAUAUAACAGAGACAAUACGGCAGAAAUUAACCUUGGACACGUGAAAUACUUAAGGAAGAUACAGUAUUUAAUCCUUAGGAGGCUUUAGCCGUCGUUAGAAUUUUGUAAUGGCUUGGAUACGUGUAUGCCAGGUUCAUAGACCGAGGCAGAUCAUCAUUGUUGCUUUGCUGACAUCCAUAUUUUGGUUUGCGUUGAAUACUGUGAUACUUGUUUCAUAUCAAGUAAAUAUCGCUUCAAAUGAGUUGAAAGUUGCUCACAGUCUUAGACGGGGAAAUAAAAAUGCUUCGCUUAGAUUUGAGCGACAAUCAGAGGAUACAAACAAAGCAAAGAAAUUAUCGCCACGUGGAAUUUCUGAAGGAGAGGAAUUUGAUAUCAUAAACAACCAGAUAUUUCAACACAAGUCUAGUCGGGACACGCAAGUUAUUGUACAAGAAAAGGAUUCGCUGAUAAAAGGACAGUUCAACAAAAACACAAGACUUGAAACAAGAAAGAAAAAACCCAAACUACUGAAGAAAAAACUUAUUUCGGUGGUAAGGUCCGUUGAGCCGAAUGAUCCCAAGAAAGAGAGAGCAGACACGAAUAUUGGCUGGAUAAUAAUUCCGCAUGACCCGAACGGUCCUGGUGAAGACGGCAAACCCGUGGUUGUAUCAGCUAAGGAAAAACCCAAUGAGAAAGAUGGCUACAAUAAAUAUGCUUUUAAUGAAUAUGCGAGUGCGAAGAUUUCCCUCGAGCGAUCUAUACCAGACACACGGAGUUCUGGGUGUGAGAGUAAGUCGUACCCAGUCUCCGAGUUGCCUACGACCAGUGUUGUGAUUUGUUUUCAUAAUGAAGCUUGGUCGACCCUGUUACGUACAGUUCACAGCGUGUUACACCGCUCGCCGCCAGCUCUUCUGUACGAGAUUAUACUUAUUGACGACUUCAGUACAUUUGAUCAUCUGAAAAAGCCGCUCGAUGAUUACGUAUCUAAGUUAACCAAGGUUCGCAUUCUUAGGACAUCGAAAAGAGAGGGGCUCAUUAGAGCUCGUCUAUUAGGGGCCAAUGCAGCUAGAGCUCAAGUGAUAACAUUCCUUGACGCUCAUUGUGAAGCUAACGUGAACUGGUUAGAGCCCCUCCUUGACAGGAUCCGGCAGGACCGUACCAUCGUGUCUGUUCCAGUUAUUGACAUUAUCAGUUCAUCGGACUUCUCUUAUUCAAGAACACCAGCUGAAGUAAUAGGCGGCUUCAGCUGGGACAUGCAGUUUAACUGGCAUUCAUUACCUCAAAGUAUUCGAAAUCAACGUAAAGAUUCAAGUCAACCAAUCAGGACCCCCACAAUGGCAGGUGGCCUGUUUUCUAUUGAUCGUCAAUACUUCUUCGACUCCGGUUCUUAUGAUGAAGGUAUGGAUGUUUGGGGAGGAGAAAACCUGGAGAUGUCUUUUCGGAUUUGGCAAUGUGGCGGAAAAUUAGAAAUAAUUCCAUGUUCUCGUGUUGGUCACGUAUUUCGCUCGCGUUUCCCAUACAAGUUUCCAGGUGGCUAUCAUGAAGUAACUGUGAACCUUGCGCGUGUUGUUCACGUGUGGAUGGAUGAAUAUAAAAAGUUUGUGUUUAUUAAGAGACCGGACUUACAGGGGGUAGAACAUGGAGAUCUAACAAAGCGAUUAGAGCUCCGAAAGCGACUCAAAUGUAAGAGCUUCAAAUGGUACAUGGAGAACAUUUACCCUGAGCAAAAGACUCCAUCUGAGGACUACGAGGCAUACGGAGAGGUUCGUAAUCCUCAGACGGGAAUGUGUCUUGAUACUAUGGCCAGGUCUGUAGGGUUUGAACUUGGAGUUUCACCCUGUCAUAGCAUGGGAGGAAAUCAGUAUUUUGUCCUGACAAAAGAUGACGAGUUGAAAGCUGGACAGGAAGAUUUAGUGUGUGUGGAAGGAGCUUCUGACAAUGUGAUGCUUGUUUCUUGUGAUGAUACCAGCAAACAAUGGAAAAUAUCACAGGGAGGUCUUCGUAACACGCAACAAGGGAGAUGUUUAGAACUUCAGGAUGACGGAAAUGCAGUGGUGAUGAGCGACUGCAGUAAGUCGGAGAGUCAGAAGUGGAUAUUUUCCAAGCUUUCUUAGGCCGAUUUUAAGGCCACUCAAACAUUAUUUUUUUGUAAUGAAGGAUGUAGUGGCGAUUGGACGAGGUUGCUACUGUUUUUGCAGCAAUAUAUUUAUUUAUAUUGAUUUUCCAAGAAAGUGAAAUAGGAUUGUAGAAAACAAAUUGGGCGGGAAAUAUCGGAUAUCGAACGGAAUCAUGACAAACAUGCGUUUCUCUUUCUACUUUAUUCUUAGAUUAGAUAAUUCACUUGACGAAACCUUGCAAUGGCAAACGAAAAGAACAGUUUUUAAACAAGAUAGUUUGCGCCGAGAUAUCGGUAUAAUUUUUUAAAGAAAUUGCUCAACAUUCGGUUUCAAGGAGAAACUAGAACGUCAGUCGAGAAAUUAUAUGAAGGUGUUUAAUAAAUUCAUCAACCCGCAAAAUAUAUGAUUCAAGAGGAUGGAUACCUGGGUACCUGAAUUAAAUUCGUUCCAUUUGAAAUAAAGGCUAACAUGAAUUUUUUUCACACA
This is a messenger RNA of Orbicella faveolata, 3560 nucleotides long. RefSeq names its product polypeptide N-acetylgalactosaminyltransferase 13-like. Gene Ontology annotation, molecular function: polypeptide N-acetylgalactosaminyltransferase activity. NCBI's taxonomy places the organism in Eukaryota, Metazoa, Cnidaria, Anthozoa, Scleractinia, Merulinidae. Gene Ontology annotation, biological process: protein O-linked glycosylation. The record is from RefSeq and is a predicted model, not a curated record. Gene Ontology annotation, cellular component: Golgi apparatus.